Molecule: messenger RNA, 1923 nt
Organism: Etheostoma cragini (Arkansas darter)
Lineage: Eukaryota; Metazoa; Chordata; Actinopteri; Perciformes; Percidae
Gene: cabp2b
Product: calcium binding protein 2b
Exons: 8
Coding region: 529-1542 (337 amino acids)
Molecular function (GO): calcium ion binding
Source: RefSeq, a predicted model, not a curated record
AGAGAGAGGUUGAUAUGUUACAGGUAGAUAACGUGAGAGAGGUAAAGUGCUGGAGGUAUAGAGUGUCACCUAAAGGACCAAGAGAUAGCGAGUGGGGGCAGGGGUGCAGGAACUCAAUCCCAGAAGCCAAGACAACAGCUGAAGAUAAAAACCUCCUCACCUGAACGCACCAAGAGAGAGAUAAAGGACAGGAGCAUGGUGAAACACUGAGUGAAAAAACUUGAGGAAAUCCAAGGACAGAGAGGAGGGAGUAGAAGAACAUUUGAGUUAUUAUUGUCAAAUUACUUGAUUGGUUCUCCUUUCAUUUACCUGCAACGAAGGAAAGACUUUUACUUUACCAACACAGCCAAAUUCUAAACCAUUUUUAAAAUCUUUUAAAGCCAACUUCGUGGGGACUUUCAACACAUAAAAUACAACAAGAACUUCUGCAGAAGUGAGGAGAGCAGGGAAGAGGCAAGAGAGAGGGUGAGGGAGGGGGAGGGCGAGUGAGGGAGAGAGAGAGAGUGUAUGUGAGCCUGUGACACUGAGAUGUUCAUGAUCAUUCGGGAGCCGUCCGCCGGAGGCGGUGCUGCAGCGAUGAGCGCGCCACAGGAGAGGAGUGCAAAACAGCCCCCCACCCCCUCUCAGGUGCAGGCCGCCAUCAAGAAGAAGAUGGAGAAGCAGAAGAAGCGAACCAAUGAGCAGAGAGGUAGCGUUGGAGAGGUUAAAACUGCCACACCUCAGCCUCCUCGCCGCCAGAAAUUCGGUCAGUUCCCCCAGGCGACAGCGGCGGCCGCUGAGGACAGAAAGACCCUGGAAGAGGAGCUGGAGGAGAUGAUGGAGGGACCACAGGGGGUAGAGAGGCAGGAAGAGGAGGACGGGGAGCCUGUCGACCUGCUGCCCAUCGUGGACUCUGUGUUUGGACAGGGAGAAAUGGAUGGGUCCUUUAGGGGUAAGGUGAGGGCAGUAGGCCAGGAGGGAGAGGAGGAUCAGGACGUGGAGGAUAAGCCGUUCAACGAUCCCUUCUGUAUGCUGGUGAAGAACUGCAACAUGCUGCACAACAUCGUGGGCCCGGCCUGCAUCUUCCUUAAACAAGGCUUUUCACAAACACUCGACCGAGAGCUGAAACCAGAGGAGAUUGAAGAGCUCCGCGAGGCGUUUGUGGAGUUUGAUAAGAAUAAAAAAGGCUACAUCAGUCACAACGACCUGGGGGAGUGCAUGAGGACCAUGGGAUACAUGCCGACAGAGAUGGAGCUCAUCGAACUGAGCCAGCAGAUCUGUGGAGGUAAAGUGGACUUUGAGGACUUUGUGGAGCUGAUGGGACCCAAGAUGUUGGCAGAGACAGCAGACAUGAUCGGAGUCAAAGAACUUCGAGAUGCGUUCAAAGAGUUUGACUCUAACGGUGAUGGCCAGAUCAGUUUAAUUGAGCUACGUGAAGCCAUGAAGAAGCUGAUGGGAGAACAAGUGACCAACAGAGAGAUUAACGAGAUCCUCCAAGAUGUCGACCUCAACGGAGACGGUCAGGUGGACUUUGAGGAGUUCGUUCGAAUGAUGUCACGCUGAGCCACCCACAUGUCGGAUGACAGACAGACAUUAUGCAACUGCUGGAUUAGAGAACACAUCAUAGUGUACAUCCUUCAUCUGCUCUUAUGAGCACACAUCUAGAAUUGUAUUUUUAUAUUGAAUACUGAAAAAAGAAAAAAAUAUAAAUGCUUUGAUCGGACAAAUAAUAUCCAGCCUACUACUAACAUGACUAUCCAUAUCUAAACUCCAGGUGCAAAACAAAGAUAAAGCACUUUAACAUAUCAAACGCUUCAGAGACAACAUUUAUGACUCUGUGUUUUUUAGAUGUAUUUUUUGUAUAACAAUGUUUGAGCUUUAAGUGUAACAUCUUGUUUGUUAAACUGUGAAAACAAGCUUUUGUUAAUUAAAGAAACAUACAAA